Hevea brasiliensis (rubber tree) is the source of this 3100-nucleotide messenger RNA. Its product is annotated as ATP-dependent helicase rhp16. The record is from RefSeq and is a predicted model, not a curated record. The transcript has 16 exons. Bases 170 to 2953 code for a protein of 927 amino acids. Lineage: Eukaryota; Viridiplantae; Streptophyta; Magnoliopsida; Malpighiales; Euphorbiaceae. Gene Ontology annotation, molecular function: ATP binding; metal ion binding; ATP-dependent chromatin remodeler activity.
UGUUACCAUUGUUAACGUGCAGGCCGUGGACUCUAUUUCCCGCCAUUAGCCUACUCUCUCCAUAAAACGUUUCGCUGCCAAUUGACACGACCGUUACGAGUUUUUUGCACUCUUCUCUAAACUCAAUCUCUUAUGUGGAACAUCUCCCCUUUUCGUUCUUGAAACGACAAUGAAGCUCCGUUCUGGUAAAAGAAUCUCCAAACCCUCGACUGAUGGCAAUGAGCAAGGGGAACAUGAUUUCUCUAGUGAAGCUGACGACAAUAACCCAAAUGGUAGCGGCUCUGAUUUGUAUUAUUUGUAUGGGCCGUCUUCAGAUUCUGAUGAUGACAGCUCCCGUAAUAAAUUUGUAGGUGAAAUUGUUGAAGAUAUAGAGAUUUUAGGCAAAAAACGGAAAGCAGAAGCCCAAAUCUGCAUUGACGUUGAUGAUCGCGAAGAUAGUUUUCUUGCUUCUAUGAGUGCUAGGAAUCUUCACUUUUCUGAUUUUGCAGAGCCAUCUGCUAAAGCAAAUGUGACAGAAAUGGAGUCCAAAAAUGAACCACCACCUGCUCAGCCACCAAGAGCAGCUGAUAUUGAAGUUAAUGCAGAGAAAAAGAAGAGAGUGUAUAGGUCAAAUAGGAAGAGGGAUAAAGUUAGGUCAAGGCCAAUGUGGGAAAUUUUGGAAGAAGAGCAUGAUGAAUGGAUUGAUGAACAUAUAACAGAAGAUAUUGAUUUGGAUCAACAACGUUUUAUUGUUAAUGAAACAGCUGAGCCUCCAGCAGAGUUGAUUAUGCCUUUGUUAAGAUACCAAAAGGAAUGGUUGGCCUGGGCUUUGAAGCAGGAGGAGUCAGAGACCAAGGGGGGAAUUCUUGCUGAUGAGAUGGGAAUGGGGAAGACCAUUCAAGCAAUUGCCCUGGUGCUUGCGAAAAGAGAAAUGCUGUGGAAGACCCAGGAAUCCAAUGGAUCCACACUGUUAGCUGGUUCCUCCAUUGAUUUGAGUGGAACCAAACCCACCCUUGUAGUCUGUCCUGUGGUUGCAGUGAGCCAGUGGGUAAGUGAGAUUGAUCGUUUUACAACAACGGGAAGCACCAAGGUUCUGGUUUAUCAUGGAGCCAAUAGAAGGAAGAGUUCUAAAAGGUUCUCAGGUUAUGAUUUUGUUAUAACUACGUAUGGUACUGUUGAGGCUGAAUUCAGAAAAUACAUGAUGCCACCUAAGAAAAAGUGUGCUUACUGUGGGAAGUUGUUCUAUGAGAAGAAGCUCAGUGUUCACCUGAAAUAUUAUUGUGGGCCUAAUUCUUCCAGAAGUGCAAAGCAGUCUAAGCAAGACAGGAAAAAGCUCAAUACUGCACCAUUAGCCUCUAUGCAUGUAAUAGAAUCUCGUAUAGAUGAAAGUCAUGGAUUUCAGGAUGAUGUAAUGAAGGGAGCUUGGAAAAGGAAACAGCAUGGUGAAGAAAAUAAUAUUGAGGCUAUGGAGAAUUGGGAAGUUAAACAAGCUUUGCAUAAAGAGAAAUCACUUCUAUACUCAGUGAAGUGGGAUCGCAUUAUUUUGGAUGAGGCUCAUUAUGUGAAAGAUAGAAGUUCUAAUACUGCAAAAGCCAUUUUUGCUUUAGAAUCAUCAUAUAAAUGGGCUCUCACUGGUACUCCCAUUCAAAAUCGUGUUGGAGAACUUUAUUCUCUGGUACGCUUCCUGCAAGUAGUCCCAUACUCUUAUUACGUGUGUAAGGCUUGUGAUUGCCUAACCCUUGAUUAUAGGCCAUCAGCGCAAUGCUCCAGAUGCCCUCACAAUUAUCGGAGACACUUUUCUUGGUGGAAUAAAUACAUUUCUAAACCAAUAAAAUAUUAUGGCGGUGAUUUAGCAAGAAGAGCAAUGAUAUUGCUCAAACAUAAGGUUUUGGGAAACAUAAUACUUAGACGCACCAAAGAAGGCAGGGCAGCUGAUCUUGCUCUUCCUCCUAGGAUGGUUAUGUUGAGGCGCGAUACUCUGGAUGUUAAAGAAGAAGAUUAUUAUCAGUCAUUAUGUAAUGAAAGCCGGGCACAAUUUAAUACAUAUGUUGAGGCUGGAACUGUGAUGAAUAACUAUGCACACAUAUUUGAACUUAUCACUCGCUUGCGGCAGGCAGUCAAUCAUCCUUACCUAAUAGUAUACUCUAAAACUGCAAUACAAAAAGGAGGAAACUUGUUUGAUGCUCACAAUGGCCAACAAGAUUGUGGCAUUUGCCAUGAUUCAGUUAAAGAUCGCGUGGUUACCACCUGUCACCAUGUCUUUUGUAAGGCCUGCCUAGAUGAUUUCUCUACUUCCUUGGGACAUGUCUUAUGCCCUAUGUGUUCUAGUUUAAUUACUCUUGAUUUGAUUGGAAAUCUGGAUGGUGGAGAUCAGACUGCUAAAACAACCAUUGAGGGAUUUAAAUCUUCUAGCAUUCUCAACAGCAUCCAGCUAAAUGAUUUUCAGACAAGCACAAAGAUAGAAGCUUUGAGGGAAGAAAUUAGAUUUAUGGUUGAAAGGGAUGGUUCAGCAAAGGGAAUUGUUUUUAGCCAGUUCACUUCAUUCUUGGAUCUCAUAAGCUACUCUCUCCAUAAGUCUGGUAUAAAUUGUGGUCAAUUGGUGGGAAGCAUGUCUUUGCCUGCAAGAGAUGCUGCUAUCAAGAAAUUUACCGAGGAUCCAGAUUGCAAGAUAUUGUUAAUGAGUUUGAAAGCUGGAGGCGUUGCCCUCAAUCUGACAGUAGCAUCGCAUGUUUUCUUGAUGGAUCCUUGGUGGAACCCAGCCGUGGAGCGGCAAGCACAAGAUAGAGUCCAUCGGAUAGGGCAAAACAAACCAAUCAGAAUUGUGAGGUUUAUUAUUGAGAACACAAUUGAGGAGAAGAUUUUGGAGCUACAAGGAAAAAAGGAGCUAGCGAUUGAAGGGACUGUUGGUGAUGGGUCUUUAGAUGCCCUGGCAAAAUUAACAAUGGAAGAUCUGCAUUUCUUAUUCAACACUUGAACAUGAGACAGCAUCCGCUCCCAUAGUUGCUCUUAAUUUUGUCACUGAUCAAAUUAGGAAAUUGCACACAUCCGCUUAUUAUGUUAUAGUUGUUCUUUUUUAGUAUAUAUGCCCCCUACUCUUAAUCUGGGCAGUUAGUAAAAAUUU